ACAAGAACGAGAUGAACUCGACGUAUUUGUUGUCGAUCCGCCUCCUCCCCACCGGUGCAAGAAAACAGCUGCUUUGAUGGUCCUAUAGGUAGCCUAUUCGUGGGAAUAUUUAGUUUUUAUGGGACACUUAACGUAACGUAGGCCUACUUAGAACUGAGCGACGAUGAUGUCUGAAUGCGACCCGACAGAGACCAGCGAGCCGGUGCUGGACUCUGAAGCGACAGCGGUUCCUGGUUCUGAAUGUAACUUUCACUUCUCGGGACCGGCACAGGUUUUAUUCGAUGGUACUGGGAUAGGUUUAGGACUCUCAGUUAACCCUGGAGUGGCUGUUCGUAUUUCGGAGUCUUGUGAAAGUGUCUUGACCGAGCUUGAGAACGACGGUUCCGGGGAAGAGGCGCUGUUACUACCGGGUUUAACCGGGAACACGACGUCUCCUCGGUGUGCCCAAGAGAAGCGCAGCAAGCGAAACCGACACAGCUCGUCAUCGGAUAAAGACACCUUGGCCUCCCCAGGUACCAACAGUGGGGACUUCAACCAUUUCCCUGAUGAUCCAGAGUUUGCAGAUAUUAUCCAAGUGGCCGAACAAGCUAUUGAGAAUGGUGUAUUUCCAGAGAGGAUUUCCCAGGGUUCAAGUGGGAGCUACUUUGUCAAAGACCUUAAAGGGAAAAUCAUUGGUGUUUUCAAACCAAAGUCAGAGGAACCUUAUGGUCACCUUAACCCCAAAUGGACCAAAUAUUUUCACAAGCUGUGCUGUCCCUGUUGUUUUGGCCGAGGCUGCUUGUUGCCUAACCAGGGUUACCUUUCAGAGGCUGCUGCAUCACUGGUUGAUACCAAGCUUGGUCUUGGAGUGGUACCAAAGACAAAGGUUGUAUAUCUGGCAAGUGAGACAUUCCACUACAGCGCCAUUGACAGAGCAAAAUCCAGGGGAAAGAAGUACGCCUUGGAGAUUGUCCCCAAGGUGGGAAGACGCUUCCAUCGAGUGGGCUUGCCACCCAAGGUUGGCUCAUUUCAGCUGUUUGUGGAGGGCUACCGUGAAGCGGACUAUUGGCUGCGGCGCUUUGAGGCAGAACCUCUGCCAGAAAAUAUCAGGAAGCAGCUCCAGUCACAGUUUGAGCGAUUGGUAGUGUUGGACUAUGUUAUCAGAAACACAGAUCGAGGAAAUGAUAACUGGUUGAUCAAGUAUGUGAAGCCAGGAGAAAGGGGACAAGAUGAAAAGGAUACAGAUUGGCCAGAGAUAAGUUCAGAAUCUUGUAUCAAGAUUGCAGCAAUUGACAAUGGCCUGGCCUUUCCCUUUAAACACCCGGAUGAAUGGAGAGCCUACCCGUUCCACUGGGCCUGGCUUCCCCAGGCUAAGGUGGCUUUCUCCCAGGAGACCAGAGACCUGGUGCUGUCACGUCUCUCUGACAUGAACUUUGUUCAGGACCUCUGUGAGGAUCUCUAUGAAAUGUUCAAGGAAGAUAAAGGUUUUGACAAAACAAUGUUUGAGAGACAGAUGUCUGUAAUGAGAGGACAGGUUUUGAACCUGACCCAGGCACUGAAGGACAGGAAGAGCCCCAUCCAGCUGGUCCAGAUGCCCCGGGUGGUGGUCGAGCGUAGCCGCUCAGGCGGUCAUGGUCGGGUGGUCACUCUUGGCAAUGCCUUCACUCAAACCUUCCACUGCAAACGUCCAUUUUUCUCCUCUUGGUAGUCAGAUGUUUGUGAGGAGUAGAGAUGAGAAGAAAUGUCUUCAAUGGGUCUUCUAUGGUCCUGAAGUUUAGGAUCAAGGAGGUAAAGGACAAUAACAAUGAGUUAUUGUCCGAGUGGUUAUGUUUCCUUGGCAAGAAAAUAAAGGGAGAAACCUUAAAAUAAGAAAGGAAACAAAAAACAAAAGGAAAAUUGUCUUGUUUGCCAAGUCCUCAUUAUGUAAUGAGAUGGCAGGGAAGCCCGGAAGCUAGAAGGUCUGGUUGGUUGAUAGUUGGGCUGUGGUUACUAUGGUGACUUGAUAGAUAAACCAGCUUUUCUACAAAGGUGUUUGGUAUUUCUUCAGAAAUAAUUGCAGUUUUUACUGAAUCAAAGUACCUACUAGAGUCUCUUGCAAGGUCUCUCAGUGGGGCUAAUAGCCAAAGAAAGAAGCACUAACAAACCACAAGCUAAUUGAUCCGUGGUAUUGUAGUGUUUGGGAAUCUCAAGGAAUGGUUCCACAUUUUUUCACAAAAGGGUCGUUUUUUGUCUAUUGAUGUUGCUAUUUUUGUUGUUGUAUUGUUUGGCCUGGGACUGUGUUGUUCUUGGUUUGGAAUAAGAAUUGAACAUAUUUAAUUUGCCUUGUAGAAUGACUCUUGAAAAUAAAGAUGUGCACUUUGCACUGUUGGAGGUAUUUGACUUGGUAAACAACUUGGUCAAACCACUCUUUACACAGGGUUGUUUUUCAAAGCCACUUCUGUUGGCCAUACACAAACUCACUGCCAAUAUAUUUUAAGAAGGAAUAUUUAAGAAAACCUCAAUUAAAAAAAAUGUUGAAACUUGAAUAUAUUAUUUGGAGGACUAUUAAUACACACAUUGCUUGAAUGUAUUCUGAUUAUGGUUUCUAUAGUGACCCUUAAUCCUAAACAUUUCAAUACCUUUGAAUGCGGUGCAAAAACACCUUUAUCUUAUCAAUGAAUGUAUUGGUUGUCUUAAAUAUUGAUUUGCUGGCAAGAAGCUUCCUUUUGAACCUUGUGUGAUAGGGGAAGGCACUUUAAUCUUCCACCUCACAAUAUAUUAUAAGAAGAAGCAAAAUACAACAGAAGACUACAUGUAACAUCUGAAUAAUACUGUUGUGAUUUCUUUGGUAUGCAUCUUUAAAUUUUAUUAAAUAUAAUGAUGUGAAAACGUAUGUAAACAAAUGAAUAAUAAACUAUGAAUAUUGUAAUA
Labrus bergylta (ballan wrasse) is the source of this 2889-nucleotide messenger RNA. It is a transcript of the gene pi4k2b, whose product is annotated as phosphatidylinositol 4-kinase type 2 beta. The record is from RefSeq and is a predicted model, not a curated record. Gene Ontology annotation, molecular function: 1-phosphatidylinositol 4-kinase activity. Gene Ontology annotation, cellular component: lysosomal membrane; endosome; plasma membrane. Gene Ontology annotation, biological process: endosome organization; Golgi organization; phosphatidylinositol phosphate biosynthetic process. NCBI's taxonomy places the organism in Eukaryota, Metazoa, Chordata, Actinopteri, Labriformes, Labridae.